UAUUCUCUCUCUUGGUGCGCGCAGAUCCUUGAUGAACGUGCGUGUUGACUUAUCAACAGUAAACGCGGGACACAUUUUAUAUUAGAUUUAGAUUUCUUUUUUUUAACUUUGGGAAGCGCUAACUUCCCUCCCUGCGCAGACCACGUGACAUGGACUGCGGACAGUGUCCGGUCAUAAUACCACUUGGAGGUUCAGCAAAAACGGACAGAAACUGAUUUGAACUCGCGGUAACUGUUAAGUCAGAAAUAUGGAUCUCAAUGCGCAAAAUGACACUUCUGCUUCACCCGAGUGCGUCCACAGCGGAGCCGGUAACUGGAGCUUGGAGACGCCAAACACCACAUGCGGGAACUUCACAUCCCACGUACCUCAGCGUGUGAGGCAGAGAGAUGAGGACCACACGCUGCGGAUCCUGCUCUACUCGCUCAUCUUCUUCCUGAGUGUAGUUGGAAAUCUGCUGAUCAUUGUGGUGCUGACCGUCAAUAAGCGCAUGCGCACCGUGACCAACACCUUCCUACUGUCACUCGCUGUCAGUGAUCUGAUGAUGGCGGUCUUCUGCAUGCCUUUCAACCUCAUCCCCAGCGUCCUCAAGGACUUCAUCUUUGGAGCCACCAUGUGCAAGAUCGUUUCCUACCUAAUGGGCAUAUCAGUGAGUAUCUCCACAUUCAGCCUGGUUGCCAUAGCAAUUGAACGCUAUAGCGCCAUCUGUAAUCCUCUGAAGUCACGGGUUUGGCAGACCCGUUCACAUGCUUAUCGGGUGAUUGCUGCUACUUGGGUGGUCGCCUUCGUCAUCAUGAUUCCCUAUCCAAUCAUCAGUCACCUGGAAUCUUUUCAACGCUCCGACAACACCACAGCUCACCGGUGUCGUCAUAAGUGGCCGCUCCCAGUGGCAGCGCAGACUUGGUACAUUCUGCUCCUGCUCGCACUGUUUGCAAUUCCAGGCGUGGUGAUGAUUGUGGCUUAUGGACUGAUCUCCAGGGAACUUUAUAGAGGCAUCCAGUUUGAGAUGGGCCAUAAAAAAGACACUGAUGAUGUGAAAAAUGGCCUGACCUCCGCUGCGUCUUGCGGCAGUGAUGAUGGAGAUGGCUGCUAUGUAAAUGUCGGCCAGCGGCCACAUUCAGUGGAGAUGACCACCAUGCCCUCAUCAGGCAGGCCAAUCAAGGCCGAGCGCCUACGCAGCAACACAUCUGAGGCUAAACUGGAGGCCAAGAAACGAGUCAUCCGCAUGCUGGUGGUCAUUGUUGUGCUUUUCUUUCUGUGCUGGAUGCCACUGUACUGUGCCAACACGUGGCGAGCUUUUGAUGACACCUCCGCCACACAAGCCCUCUCGGGGGCCCCGAUCGCUUUCAUUCAGCUGUUGUGCUACACCUCUGCCUGUGUCAACCCAAUGAUUUAUUGCUUCAUGAACACACGUUUCCGCAAGGCUUUGCUUGCCACAUUCUCAUGCUGUGCCGCACCUUGCCAUCGCCGUCAUCACCGUGGGAUGCGGGAAAAUGAAGAGGAUGUUAUGGCAAUGGGGGCGUCUAUGUCCAAGUUCAGUUACACGACAGUCAGCACCAUGGGAACCUGCUGAGGUGGAUGGAUGCAGGCCAAAUCCAGGAGAGAUAGUUACUACGGCAACACAGCACCCCGCAUCCUUUUUCCUGCAGGCCAACUCAGUGCUCAUGUGGACUUCAAUGUGGAGUGAAUGUACGGGCCAUAUAAUGUAGCAGUACAGACGUUUCCUACAUGAGUAAAAUCAUGUUGGAAGAAUUUAGAAGAACUCAUUCUUACAGUGUACUGUUAUAUUAAAAAAAACACAGAAACAGAUUAGACAGUUAUGGCUUUUCACAGAGGACCACUGCAAAUCGUUUGCUUAGCUAUUAACAGCAGGGCAUGUGUGGACACAGGGGUGUGUGUGUGUGUGUGUG
Molecule: messenger RNA, 1907 nt
Organism: Solea senegalensis (Senegalese sole)
Lineage: Eukaryota; Metazoa; Chordata; Actinopteri; Pleuronectiformes; Soleidae
Gene: cckbrb
Product: cholecystokinin receptor
Exons: 5
Coding region: 248-1570 (440 amino acids)
Biological process (GO): neuropeptide signaling pathway
Cellular component (GO): membrane
Molecular function (GO): neuropeptide receptor activity; gastrin receptor activity
Source: RefSeq, a predicted model, not a curated record